Cynoglossus semilaevis (tongue sole) is the source of this 2701-nucleotide messenger RNA. It is a transcript of the gene ccdc22, whose product is annotated as CCC complex scaffolding subunit CCDC22. The coding region runs from base 327 to 2228 and encodes 633 amino acids. The record is from RefSeq and is a predicted model, not a curated record. Gene Ontology annotation, biological process: positive regulation of ubiquitin-dependent protein catabolic process. Gene Ontology annotation, molecular function: cullin family protein binding. NCBI's taxonomy places the organism in Eukaryota, Metazoa, Chordata, Actinopteri, Pleuronectiformes, Cynoglossidae. The transcript is spliced from 16 exons.
AGCAGGAGGAAACUCCCGCCCCCAGAAACCCCAGCUUUUCAAUUUCCUUAUUCCUCAAUUUCUACACUGAACAAGACGCACAAUGUAAUUUUGUUACGACAGUAGCACGUAGCUCUAUUUUCUAGUUCAGUUUUAAUUCAGUACCCUUCAUGGAUUCGUAUGUAGCAUGACGAAGAUUUAUGUCGGUUUUAGUCACCGGAAUGUAAGGAAUGGCAGCGGUGCUAGUUGUCUGCCUUCAUCCCUGGUUCACUCUCGGUACAGCUAACUGUCUUAUCAAAAAAACCCGUUAGCAUCACAUAUUUGAUUAGAUUCGCGAAACUUCAGCAAUGGAGGAAGUGGAUAAAAUUUUGAUUCACGCCCUCAAACAAAUUGGCACGGAUGUGAGUGAGGAGAUCAGCAGCAUCAAUCAGUUCUCAAGUGAGCUGAUCGUGAAGGCUGUGGUCAGAUGUAUCCAGGUGAUCAAUCCAGGCCUGGGCAGUCCACUGCCCAGCUCCCUGCCUCCGGCCAUGUCUGCUCGUUUUAGAGUGGGCAUGAGUCUUGCACAGGCAUGUCAGGAGCUUGGUUAUAAAGGAGAGAUUGGUUACCAGACCUUUUUGUACAGCAGUGAGCUGGAGAUCCGCUCCCUGCUCAUGUUCCUGGUGGAGAAGCUGCCCAGAGAAAGCUCUGAAGCCUCAGACCAGCCAACAGGUAAAUCUGUGGUUCUCCAGAGAGCCAUAGCUGCUGCAAUCAAAGCCCAGCUGUCUGUUCCCUGGCUGCCUAUGAACUGCAGACUACCGUUGCACACUGAAACACAAAGUGCCGGACCUUUGCACAGCUUCCACACUCUGCCGCUUAGUUUACCCUACUCCUCUACAGGCUUGGGUGACAAAUAUGAAAAAGAGGAGAAAGAAUAUCAACGAGAUUUUCUGCUUCCUGUCACUGCCCAAAUCUCACAUCAACCUUCUAUGGUGGCUUCCAUACUGGAGCAUCACACCACUGUGCUGAGUGCUGUUCAGCAGUGGGACAAUGAAUGGAACAGUCAGGGACUCCUGUCUCGCCUCACACCACAGGAGUAUCGUGCUAGAAAAAUGGCCAGACUUCGGAAACGCAUCAAGGAGCAGCUGCGCUCUAAUGCACAUCCUUCUCCUGAAGGUAGCUUCAGGAGUUCACACUCGUCCAAUGACCUGAGUGAAGUACUGCAGAUGUUUAAAAGCCCCUCCUCUUCUGACCACAUCCUGACCAAGGGCACGCACUUUACUCACACCCAGAAGUUCACAUUUGAACAGGAACCUGCAGCAGUGACCAGCCCCGUUCCUACUGGCCGUCAGUCAGAUGGUGAUGUUCAGCAGCGCCAGCAGGCAGAGAUAGAGUCACUGCAGCAGCAGCUUCAGCAGCUCUGCACUGAGAUUGAACAGCUCACAACAGACAUGAAGCACAUGAGUGUCACUCAUACACAGGUACUGAAUGAGAUUAAGCAGAAAGAGCUGAUGAACAAGGAAACAGAGGACAAGAUUCAGGUGAAGAAGAAAACACUUGACUUCCUGCCAGAUAGCGAUAACAGCUUGCAGAAGCUACAGGCUCAGGUAGAGGCCAGUGCUGCCCGGUUGGUGAACCUGGCUUCUCAGUGGGAAAAGCACCGAGCUCCACUAAUUGAAGAGCAUCGAAGGCUGAAAGAAAAGUGCAGCAACCAGGAACUGGAGUCGUCCAGGAAGCUGUCUGAAAUUAAGUCCAUGCAGGAGAAAAUCCGAGUGGCUACAGAAGAGGCCAGGAAAAAAGAGGACAUUCACAAACAGCUGGUAACACAGUUGGAAAAUCUCCCCAAAGAUGUGUCCAGGUCAGCGUACACUCAGAGGAUCCUGGAGAUCGUCAGCAACAUCAAGAAACAGAAGGAAGAGAUUAAUAAGAUUUUGUCAGAUACCAGAGAGCUACAGAAGGAAAUCAACAGUCUGACAGGAAAGCUGGACAGAACCUUCGCUGUGACUGAUGAGCUGGUCUUUAAGGAUGCCAAAAAAGAUGAAUCUGUCCGCAAGUCCUACAAAUACCUGGCUGCCCUACAUGACAACUGUAACCAGUUGAUCCAAACCAUUGAGGAGACGGGUACAAUUUUGAGAGAAAUCAGAGAUCUAGAAGAACAGAUUGAGACAGAAAAUAGCAACAAAACUGUAGCAAACCUGGAGCGCAUACUUGAGGACUACAAGGCCAUUCGACAGGAGAACUCUGUACUUGCUGCCAAAAUUAAAGAAGGUUGACGUCAGCUUGAUCAGCUCUAACCUCUGAGGCUAACGCUGGGUGCACAUGUGAAGGAGAAUGAACAUUUCUCCAGGUUCUACGUGAAGCGGACUGAAUUUAGUGCCAUGAACAUCUUUGCAUUUUUAUCUACAGCCUAUAAGAAAUACAGGAGAAAUACAGGACUUUUGCUCAUUUUAAAGUGAUUUGGUUGUUUUGUACCAAUCAUUGGACAGCAGAGGGCGGUGCGACAUCUCUUCAGUGUGUGUUCCCGUAGGCCUUGUUUUCAAAAUUUGCUGAAGUGUCAUUUUUAAUUUCCUAACAAUAACUAUUCCUUCAGAUCAGCAUCGGUAGAUUAGUAGUGUCAUGAUCAUAUUUGAACUGAUUUAUGUUAUAACCUGUAUAUGAAUGUAGCUCAUGAAUAACGUUCAGCCUACCGGCCAAGUAUUGCUGUAAACAUGGCACCAGCUUAAUUAAAGUUGCCUUACACACUUGA